AUGCUGCUGGAAAGAUUGCACAAGAGAUUACACGCCGGCUCUUCUAGGCGAUCUCAAGAAAAUAAGGACAAGAAUUGCAAGCCCGAAGACGCGUUGCCCAUCCAACCAGAAGCUCAACAUCAAACUCAGGACCCUCAGCCGUUGUUAAAUUGUGAUUACGAUGACAUGAUUGCAUUUGACAGAAACUUGUCCACUCCCGUUUUCACUCCGGUAAUGACUCCUAUAAAUAAUAGCAGCUCCAAUCAGGCGAAAAGCUCGGAUGCCUCGUAUUUUCCACCUUACCUCAAUGCUAAUAGAACCAGACAGAAUAGCGCCUCUUCGCUGGCGAGUUCCGUUUCCGAUUUCGCUCAGAAUUUCAAACAACAUACCUUUUACAACAAUAACGCUCAAUUCACUUCGUUCACACCGCAGUUUGUCGGCCUUCUAUUAGAAGUUUACCAAAACACGUGCAGCGAUCCUACGAUAACUCCGUUUGAUACUACAAACCCUCCCUCAGGAAUAUUGAAUAGAGUUGCCAAAGCGGCUAUACAGCAAUCUGAGCUUCAACAAUUGGAUAUCGGAUGUGACAGAAAUAGCUGGCUUUUAACAUUGGUAAGACAGCGCUUGUUGCAAGAGGUCAGAAAAGACGGCUAUCUUUCUCGUAACACUUCUUUAACUUCUUUACCCCCACCACCCCCACCACAGUUUUCUGAAAUGCUUAGAGUUCCCUCCCCGUUUGUUAACGCAGAUAUUACCGAUCCAAUCCCCUUAUCAAACACAAACUCGAAUCCGAAUGUAAGCUCUACUACCAGCCUGACCAACACGUUGAACUGGUAUUCCUUACAAAGAUCCAACGUCUCAAUGAAGAAUAGAAAUGGCUCGUCCCAGUAUAUUUCAGAAUUACAACCACAACCUAUCUUAGCCCGCACAAAUUCUAACAAUAGUGUUAGCAACAGUAAUGCCUUUUCUUUACUCACGCCAACGCCUACAACAGAUUCCGCAUUUAAUUUUAACAUAGCUCUGCUAUCGAGACAACGUAGCAAUAUCAUAUCGUCCCCCUUAGCUAGUACUCGUUUACCUACAGCAAACGUGUCCACUGAAGAAUCCUCUAUUUUACCAAAUGAAUCAUUGAAGCUAAAAAGAGAUUUAUUGCGUCUUAAAAGGUAA
Saccharomyces cerevisiae S288C is the source of this 1146-nucleotide messenger RNA. It is a transcript of the gene CIP1, whose product is annotated as Cip1p. The transcript has a single exon. Gene Ontology annotation, cellular component: cytoplasm; nucleus. The coding region runs from base 1 to 1146 and encodes 381 amino acids. NCBI's taxonomy places the organism in Eukaryota, Fungi, Ascomycota, Saccharomycetes, Saccharomycetales, Saccharomycetaceae. The record is from RefSeq and is marked reviewed.